Colletotrichum graminicola M1.001 is the source of this 843-nucleotide messenger RNA. RefSeq lists its product as uncharacterized. The record is from RefSeq and is a predicted model, not a curated record. Gene Ontology annotation, biological process: dolichol-linked oligosaccharide biosynthetic process. Gene Ontology annotation, cellular component: UDP-N-acetylglucosamine transferase complex. Lineage: Eukaryota; Fungi; Ascomycota; Sordariomycetes; Glomerellales; Glomerellaceae. Bases 1 to 843 code for a protein of 280 amino acids. The transcript has 2 exons.
AUGGCAACCGCACCUACUUUGAUCGGCAUCGCCUCUGCUUUAUGUGUGCUUGGCUUGGGGCUCAUGUUGCGUUCCUCUUGGAGGGCCUCGCUUGCAACUGUUCUCUUGGGUGUCAUAUCGCUCCUCAUCUUCGUCACGGCCCGCCAUCUUCAGCUUCAACAAAACCGACUGAGACGUCCUGUCAUAUUGUCCGAUGUUGCUGCCAAAGACCCUACAAGCCUUGGCCUUUUGAGAGGAGCCUACUUCCUGGUCGUGCUGGGCUCUGGUGGUCAUACGAAAGAGAUGUUUGCCAUGAUGGAGAUCGGCUUCCCAAACGUACCCAGCAUGCAUCGACGCUAUCUCAUAUCCAGCGGCGACUCCAUGUCUCUUAAACAUCUCGAGGCUUUCGAGGGCGACCUCAAGAGCGCUCAUGGAGAAGAGCAAGUCGGAAACUACGACAAAUACAUCGUUGCAAGGGCCCGGAAGAUACACCAGAGCCUCCUCACAACACCCUUUACCGCCUUACUGUCCGUUACCCAGAUAUUUCCGCUGCUGCUGUCGUCCCCAUUCAAGGGCGUAAGAAGCCGCCAACAGUUCCCUGAUGUUAUCCUCACCAACGGCCCAGCCACGGGCUUCAUAGUCGGACUGGUCGCUUAUCUCCUGAAGUUGUUUUACAUCGUACCCGAGGACACGAUGCAAGUUCUUUACAUCGAGUCCUGGGCACGAAUCCGCACUCUCAGUCUGACCGGUAAACUGUUCCACCGCACCGGUAUUGCUGACUUGUUAUUGGUCCAGCAUGAGAAGGUGGCCAAGGCAUAUGGUAUUACGAAUGCAGGCUGCAUGGUGGUAAAGAGGACGAGGUGA